This is a messenger RNA of Caenorhabditis sp. 36 PRJEB53466, 4034 nucleotides long. The record is from the annotation of a GenBank genome assembly. NCBI's taxonomy places the organism in Eukaryota, Metazoa, Nematoda, Chromadorea, Rhabditida, Rhabditidae.
AUGCUUUUCGGAUCGCCCGCCUCGCUCAGAAAGGCCAAUGAAAGUUUUAACGAGUCUUUCGGUGAUAAGGUUAGUUUUUAUGCAGUUUUUUAACUAGAUGACAUUUUAAAUUUAAAAUUAGCUAAAGCAGCGGCGAAAAUAGCGUAAGCGCUAUUUUUGAAUUCUGAAUAUCAUUGUUCCAUUCUAUGCUCUAAAAUUGUGCAAUUUUCAGAAUACGCUCUCACCGACGACACUUUUCCGUUGUCUCCAGAAAGAGCACGAUCAGAUUUCGUCGAUUUUGCGCUUCCAACCGCCCACGCCUUCACAAUAUCAGAAUUCGUUGAUUGAGUGCGUGUUUCGUUGGAAUUUUCGGACAAUGUUGAAUUUUUUCAGAUUAAUUUCUCUGUUCGAACGCGCCGAAGAGCAAUCGACGAUCGCAUUUCAGAAGCUCAUCGUUUCCGUUUUUCUGAAACUUUGUGCGAAUAUUUUGAACGCACUGGCCAAGGUUUCUAAACAACAAUUAAAAAAAAAACAACCGAGUCUUGCACUGUCUCAAAAACCAACACAUUAUUUACAUGCAUUUUGAAAACAUUGAAAACAAUCAAUUUUCUAAUUUUAUUACGAAAAUCCUUCAGCCGAAACACCAGCCACUUCUCUACAAACUGUCCCAAUUGAUAGCCGAUUCGAUUGUGCCGGAUUUAGGCCCCGAAAAUGAGAUUGAAGAGAAAACGAUGAAAAAGUGGGCGGAUCGAGUCGUGAUUGGUCCGUUUUAUCAAAAAUUUUCCACUUUUUACACCGGAACUUUGCAGAAUCCUCCAUUCAUCUUCUCGACUUUACCAACUAUCAACUGGAUAUCGAAUUUGUGAGAGAACAAUUCGUUCUAAAUUAAAUAAAUGUUUGCAAAAAUUGCAGAGCAUUGACAGUAUUGUGGACGAUAUGGGUUUGGCGAACGGACGAUUCCAAUUUGUGAAAUCGUCGAUUUUUGAGUCAGUUUUUCAAUAGCCUAGGAAAUUUACAAAGAAAAUAAGGAGAGACCUAAUAACGGUAAAAAUCGAUUUAAAAAUGCCAAAAAUUAUGGUGGUCGGGUAUAUUUUUUUUUAAAAACAUUUUCAGAGCCGCCCGCGACAUUAUCUCCGAAAUGCCGUCCACCGAACUUCACGUUCACCCGGAAACUAGAUUUGCGCCCGAAAAUUUGGCCGAUGAACCAUAUCUGCGCCUCAUUUUGUGGCUUUUCAUCCGUCAAAAACCGCUGUUCACUGGUACAUAUUUAGGGUUUUUCCUCUUCUAAUUUUAAGAUGUUUUCUAAUUUCAGACGACUUCCUUCGCUCGCUAUUUCCGACGUUGUCCGACACGCCGAGCGCACAGGACAUUGUGAAAAGUCCGUGUUCUUUGCUGGAUGUGAAGGUAAAAAAGAAGAUGUCUUUUAAAUGUUUUUCGAGUUCAAAACACUGAUUCAUCGAUGUAAAAACGAGGAAAACAUCCGCUGAAUUUCAGUUGUACGUGGUGUCGCUUUCUGUGGUCGCCGCCACGACCACAGACUCCGGAAUAACGUUCAAAAGUGCUCCGACCGUUUCUGCGCAUUUAUCGCUGACGAAACAUCAGAAGGACUGCUGGAGAGCCGUUGUCGACGCUAGUGCCGGGUUGGUUUUCGGGAAAAAAAACAUUUUUGAGCAAAAUGACCGUUGCGGAAGUCUUUGCAGUCGUGCCCCGACAGCUUUAUCCCGCCUACGCACCGCCCAACUGCUCGACUCGGUCCGGCUCACUUCGGACGGAUCGGAAGACGUGCGCGUACUCUUCGAGGCCUGGAAAUGCUGUCUUCAACCGUCGGCGGCGCACGAUAAACACGUCUCCGAGGCGAUCAAGGUGCUCACCGAGAAGUACCGCACCAAAAUGAACAAUCUUCUCGCCUACGGGUUCGUCUUUCCCUUGUUCGUGCUCCAACAAUUUUUCCAUAACUCUGCGAUAAUUUUUUCCGUUGAUUGAAUGAUGCAAAAACGUUCACAAAACUACCUUUUAAUACAAUGCUUGCAGACCGUUCUACUCGACCGAUCCGUCCUCGUUCGUGAAAUCGACGUCUUCUGGCUCGAGAAGAGAUUUGAAGACGUUGUUCCCGCUGCAGUUCGACUAUGAAUUUGUGGACACCACCGAGGCCGGACACAUAGGCGUCGUCAUCAACAGUUUGUACGUGAAAAAUAAACAGUUUUUCUGUCAAAGUUUCAAAAUUUGAAGAGAAGGCUACCAUUCGGUCCAGAAUGCGGACGAAGACUCGGACGAGGAGGACGGCGAGCUGGAAGUGGGCGGAGACUCGGACAACACGACGUUCCACAGCUUCCGAUCGGACAACCUGUGCUCGUCGGCCGACAAUUCGCAAUUCUUCUCCCCCCUGAAACACAACCGUCAAUCGAUGUGUCCGUCGGCCAUUUCGCAACUGAUUCGCGACGAAUCCGCCGCCAAUUCUUCUCACUUCUCAACUCAAUCGCUCAUUUUGACGCCGACGCGCAAGGGACCGAAGUCGCCCGGAGUGCAGAGGGUGCCAAUGCUCACUUUCGAACGUACGGACGAGUUUUGGAAAUGUUUAAAAUAUUUUUAGAACAAUCUAACAAAAUUUGAACGUUUCAAGCCUUUUUCACAGUUCCAGGUCUGCAAAAUGUGAGCGUCGUGAAUGAUCAGUCGAAAAAAGAGGAAGAGGAAGUUGAGGAUGAAUCGGAGGACGAACUCGAAAAGGCACUGCUCGAAUCGAGCCGGAAAUACGAGGAGAAGAUGUUGAAACAGUCGCCCGCCUUUCCGAUCGUUUCCGCCAAAACGAGCACUCCCAUGAAGGUUCGUUUUGACACUUCAACUUGGCAAUUUGAACAUUAUAUCGAUUUUGUCGUUUUGGAUUCGAAAGUUUCAAGGUUCUUACCUUGAAUAGAGAUUAAAAAAACCAGCGCAUACUUUACAGUUGAAUAACUAUUAUUUUGAACUUGAAACUGCAAAAAAUUGCCAAUAAAAGUAAACUUGUACAACGCUCCCCUCAAAGAUUCAGGAUGCCCAAACGGACACGGACGACGUGAUUUCAUCGGAAGAGAGUUCGAUUGUGAGCGUGAGAUACACUCCGCGCCGUCCGGUAGAGAAAGAAGCGGAAAUUGUGGCUGAAACGGAGGAAGAGGAAGAAGAAUACGAAAGUGAAGAAGAAUCGGAAGAAGAAGAGGAGGAUGACGAAAUGCUGAACGAAUCGGAAACGGAGGCGAUGAUGGAGCAGAUUCUCGAGGGAAUCACUGGAAUAUUCAGAGAUCACCGCAUGAAACAGUUCGGCAUUCAGGAGCAGAAGGUGAGCGGUGUUUGAGAGCAAAAUAGGAUUUUAGUGAUUAUUUUAGUGGUUUUAAUGAAUUUUAGUGAUGCUUUUAGUGACUUUAAUCUUUGCGUGUGUAUUCAUGCUAAUACAACCCUUUUACAACGAAAAUUGUACUUAGUUGAAAAAAAAUUCUAUUGUGCUGGCUAUCAUUUUACAAAAUUUCAGAUAGCGACCGAAAAUGUUACGGAUAGUGAAAUGCUGGCCAAAGCAGAAGAGAAACUGUCAAAGUACGUUUUUCUUUAAAUAUAUCUUGGUGAAAGGAACGAAGAAUACAAUUUCUGAAACGCAAUUUCUCUUUGCAGAAUAUCGUGUAACAUGCAGGAGACAAUGAAGCGAUUGGAGGCAUUACAGAAAGGUUGUUAAAACUUUACAUGUUUUUUCAUCAGUUUUUCUCAGGGCUGAGCAAUUGGCCGGCUCUUGUUUUUCUCGUAUUUUUUGUGCUCCAAAAAUAGUGUCAAGUUUGUUCUAAUUAGGAAACAAUUUCAGUGACCACCUACACGACGUUCAUCCCAAAAAUACCAUCGGAAUCGCUCAAAUCGGCAGUGAAAAGAGAGGAGCACAAUCCAAAAAAAUGCCUUGGAUGUCAGGUACGCUUUGAAUUUGACAAUUUAAAAGGAAACAUGUAUUUUAGGACGAUGAAAUCCAAGAGGCAGCUCUGCGUUGUCUGGAACAGUUGGCUCUCGACUGGGACGCCGAAGGCAACGAUUAUUUGUACGAAUAG